Messenger RNA from Bursaphelenchus okinawaensis, 869 nucleotides. Lineage: Eukaryota; Metazoa; Nematoda; Chromadorea; Rhabditida; Aphelenchoididae. The record is from the annotation of a GenBank genome assembly.
AUGAACGCCGAGAAGAUCAAGAAGCUCCAGGCAGCUUCUGAAGCUGUUCGUACCGGUGGAAAGGUAGGCUCUUUGUUUAUUUUCGUUUUUUAGGUACCUUUUAGAUAGUUUUGUGUAAUUAGGAGGUCGUAAUUGUUGUUCGUGAACGUUACAAAAUAAUUAAGAAAUAUUGCAGUUGAAGAUUGAAUUUUAUAUUAAGGAAAGAAGUAUUGUCUUUUUAAAACGAUUGCAACCUUAGAUUAUUGAAAUUUUAGGGCACCGCCAGAAGAAAGAAGAAGAUUGUACAUAAGACCGCUGCGACAGAUGAUAAGAAGCUUCAAAGUAACUUGAAGAAGCUCGCCGUUACUAACAUUCCUGGCAUCGAGGAAGUGAACAUGAUCAAGGAUGACGGCUCUGUUAUCCACUUUAACAACCCAAAGGUCCAAGCUUCAGUUCCCGCCAACACCUUCUCGGUUACAGGAACUGCUGAGAACAAGCGUAAGUAUACAGUUUUAAUUAUUUUUACUCUUAGUAUGGUUUUUAAGAAAGCUCGUGUUCAAAAACAGUCGCUUUAUACCUAAAUUUGAGGUGAAUGUAAAACUUAAAUAUUAAUAUGAUAUUUUUGCAGAACUGACUGAGAUGCUGCCAGGAAUCUUAAAUCAACUAGGAGCCGAGUCUCUGACUCACUUGAAGAAGUUGGCGAACAACGUCACCAGCCAGUACAAGGGCGGAGAAGAAGAAAUACCUGGUUGGUUUUUAGUUUUUUUUAUUUUAUUUAGCUUUGUUAAUCUUAUGAACAACAUAAUUUUGUCUAUUUUUCAGAUCUCGUCGGCGAUUUCGAAGAAGCCUCAAAAACCGAAGCCAAGGGAGAGGAGAAACAAGAGUCUUAA